Alexandromys fortis (reed vole) is the source of this 809-nucleotide messenger RNA. It is a transcript of the gene Rprm, whose product is annotated as reprimo, TP53 dependent G2 arrest mediator homolog. The record is from RefSeq and is a predicted model, not a curated record. Gene Ontology annotation, biological process: regulation of mitotic cell cycle. The transcript has a single exon. NCBI's taxonomy places the organism in Eukaryota, Metazoa, Chordata, Mammalia, Rodentia, Cricetidae. Gene Ontology annotation, cellular component: cytoplasm. The coding region runs from base 136 to 465 and encodes 109 amino acids.
AAGGGAAACCGAGAAGCCCCGCACGCACAAGUGCGCCAGCCAGCGCUCCGUCCAGCACCUGUUCCUCCCGUGCCACCGCCACCCGGGUCGCCACCCCUCCGAUUCUCGCCUCCCAGGCUCCCGCUUGUUCCCGGGAUGAAUUCAGUGCUGGGCAACCAGACCGAUGUGGCCGGCCUCUUUCUGGCCAACAGCAGCGAGGCGCUGGAGCGCGCCGUGCGCUGCUGCACACAGGCGUCGGUGGUGACCGACGAUGGCUUCGCCGAGGGUGGCCCCGACGAGCGUAGCCUGUACAUCAUGCGCGUGGUGCAGAUCGCAGUCAUGUGCGUGCUCUCGCUCACCGUGGUCUUCGGCAUCUUCUUCCUUGGCUGCAACCUGCUCAUCAAAUCCGAAGGCAUGAUCAACUUCCUAGUGAAGGACCGGAGGCCGUCUAAAGAGGUUGAGGCAGUGGUGGUGGGACCCUACUGAGUGGCCCUUGGGUCCCCCACGGCUGGUGCUCCUGGCACCUCCAGUAUUCUGCCAGCCGCGAUGUACCCCUCACCAUCAGAGACCGAGCAAAGCAAACCUGUCGGAGUCAGUUUUUUCUCUAGACUUCUGCCUUUGGGGGAAAAAGUGACCCAUUUCUGAUCGCUCUCCGUAAAGGCCCCAAACAAGCCUUCAGACCAGGAACGUCCAGACUUUGGGACUCAGCAGCAGGUGGCAAAAGAGGGCGAUUAGGGCGCAGGACUUUGGGAGCGGCUUCUUGCCUGAGAUGCGGGGGAGAUGGACCUGGAGAAGGCCCCUUUCCACCUGCAGGUGGGCCCAGCACUGGG